Molecule: messenger RNA, 2334 nt
Organism: Ilex paraguariensis (yerba mate)
Lineage: Eukaryota; Viridiplantae; Streptophyta; Magnoliopsida; Aquifoliales; Aquifoliaceae
Source: the annotation of a GenBank genome assembly
AGACAAUAUUAACCUCACUUGGACCUAAUCAACCCUAAUCUUUCGUCAGAAUCCCUAUCGUGUUCUCUUCCUCGUGUUUCCUCGCAGACUCUCUCUCUCUCUCUAAAAUUGCAGAUUCUGACAUUAUGCUUUGAGUGUGUUGCCGCCUUCAUCAUUCCUUAGGAAAUUCAUUUAAGACAUUCUAGGUUGAGUUGCAUAUAUGUUUCAUGAAGUUCCUCUUCCUAGAAUUCCCUGUCACCCAAUUAUCAAGAAGUUGAACAGCAAAAGUCGAGAAUUUAAUCAGUGUAUUUCUCAUGGAGGAAUACGAUAUUGUAGUUGGUCAAGAGUUUCCUGAUGUGAAGACCUUCCGGAGUGCAAUUAAAGAAGCUGCAAUUGCGCAACACUUCGAGCUUCGUAUUAUAAAAAGUGACCUGAUUCGUUACAUUGCAAAAUGUGCCACGGAAGAUUGUCCAUGGCGCAUACGCGCAGUUAAGCUGCCCAAUGCCCCAACAUUCACAAUAAGAAGCCUCGAAGGAACACAUACUUGUGGAAAAAAUGCACAAAAUGGGCAUCAUCAGGCUUCUGUGGAUUGGAUUGUGAAUUUCAUAGAGGAACGGCUCCGUGAUAACAUCAAUUAUAAACCAAAAGAUAUUUUGCAUGAUAUCUAUAAACAAUAUGGGAUUACUAUACCAUACAAGCAAGCUUGGCGUGCAAAGGAGCGGGGUCUUCAAGCAAUAUAUGGCUCUUCUGAAGAAGGGUAUUACCUCCUCCCUGCAUACUGUGAGCAAAUUAAAAAAACCAAUCCUGGAAGUAUUGCAGAGGUGUUUACUGCUGGUGCAGAGAACCGGUUUCAGCGGCUCUUCGUUUCCUUUUAUGCGUCAAUACAUGGGUUCUUGAAUGGUUGCUUACCAAUUGUUGGACUUGGCGGAAUCCAGCUUAAAAACAAGUACCUAGGCACCUUACUUUCGGCCACUUCUUUCGAUGCUGAUGGUGGUUUGUUUCCUCUUGCUUUUGGUGUUGUUGAUGCAGAAAAUGAUGAGAGCUGGAUGUGGUUCUUAUCAGAGUUACAUAAGGCUCUAGAAAUGAACAUAGAGACGAUACCACAGCUCACGUUCUUAUCUGAUGGACAAAAGGGCAUCGUUGAUGCUGUAAAAAGGAAAUUUCCUACUUCAUCUCAUGCAGUUUGCAUGAGGCACUUGAGUGAAAGCAUUGGCAAAGAGUUCAAGAAUUCAAGGCUUGUGCAACUUUUAUGGAGAGCUGCAUAUUCCACCACCAACAUUGGUUUUAAAGAAAAAUUGGCAGAAAUUGAAGAGGUUUCUUCUGAAGCAGCAAAGUGGCUUCAACAAUUUCCACCAUCCCGUUGGGCAUUGAUAUAUUUUGAAGGAACACGGUAUGGCCAUCUCUCUUCAAAUAUUGAGGAAUUCAAUAGAUGGAUUCUUGAAGCACGGGAGCUGCCCAUAAUUCAGGUGAUUGAACGAAUUCAUGGUAAAUUAAUGGCUGAGUUUGAGGAAUGCCGGUCCAAGAGUAAGUCAUGGUUUUCGGUACUUGCUCCAUCUGCUGAGAGGCGUAUGAAUGAAGCAACAGACCGCGCUUCAACAUAUCAAGUCCUUCGAUCAGAUGAGGUAGAAUUUGAGGUUCUGUCCUCUGAACGAUCAGACAUUGUGAAUAUCGGGACACAUAGCUGUUCUUGCCGUGAUUGGCAGCUGUAUGGAAUACCGUGUUCCCAUGCUGUUGCUGCCCUAAUCUCAUGUAGAAAAGACAUGUAUGCCUUCACAGAGAAGCGUUUUACUGUAGCUAGUUAUCGUGAGACAUAUUCAGAAGAGAUACACCCCAUCCCUGGUAAAAUUGAAUGGAAGAAAGAAGGUGAGACUCCUAUGGAUGAUGACAUUCGAGUUGUGCGGCCACCCAAGUUCCGUCGACCUCCUGGACGACCCGAAAAGAAACGAAUGUGUGUAGAGGACCUUAAUCGAGAGAAGCAUACUGUGCAUUGUAGUCGUUGCAACCAAACGGGACACUAUAAGACAACAUGCAAAGCAGAGACCAUGAAGGGUAUAGAGCAGUACUAGAAUCUUGGUAGUUUUAAAGUUGUAGUUAAAAGUUAUAGUUGUUGAUAAGCCAUGCACAAUCAGUUCUCAUGGGUAGUGCUGGUUUGUUAGGAGGGUACACUAGCUAUUCAGGUGUUGUAAAAUAGGUAUCUCUGUCACAUGUAUGCUUGUGUAUUUCAAUGAAUGGUGUGAGGGUGUUUAUUACUAUCCAUGCCUGGAUGAUUGAAACUUUUGUCAUCCUUCUAUGCUAUUAAUUGAGCCUUGAUAGUUGUACUACAUUGCUUAUAAACCAAAACUAGAACGAUGGAAG